UACCAGUUUGCGACACUCUUCAGGAGACACACACCACUGGAGACGCACAGAAGGUGUGUGCGUGUGUGUGUGUAAGUGGGUACCCAUGCAUGAUUGAGACAAGACAAAAGACUGCGCAGACGAGGAAGCCGAACAGUGUGAGACGGAUUUAAGUCCGGAGAGAACUGAGAGAAAUAUACACAUCUAAACAGCAGGUGACUUUUCACCUCACGCUGAACCUGCAGGAUGUUUAAGAAGACCCCCAAGGACAGCAGCACCCUCAAGGGUUCGUCCAAGAUGACCAAGUCUCAGGUGAAUGACUUGACCUUGCUGAUAGCACGAAUGCAGAAGAAUGCUGACAUAGUGGAAAAAGACGUGCUGAGGGCUGAAGACCUGCUGGUCAUCGAUGCCGAAAAUGACAAGAAGAACAUUCCUUUUAAACACCAGAAAGAGAACUCUGAAUGUUUGUCUGAGGCUGAAGGGCUCCUCAAGGAUCUCUUUCUGGAUUUGGACAAAGCCAAGAAAAUGAAACAUCCUCAGACAGGAGAGAUCGAGAAAGAUGUGAGUCGACUUCAUGAUCGCUGGCUGAAGGACUGCGUGUUUUACCGUGACCUGUACAAGCAGAUAAACGAGAUCGGCAUGCAGCCGCGCAUCAACUGGAUCCAGGUGUUCAACCAGAAACAGAAAGAUGUAAACUCAGAAGCUUAUGGGCCCACCAUGGCUGAGCUGGAGAAACAGAUUGCAGCCCACAAUAUACUGCACAAGGAGAUCGAAGCCUACAGCACUCAGCUCAGCCCAGACAGCACCAGCUCUAAGGAGGAAUAUGCUGACCUCAAGAAGCAAUACGCGAAUCUCUUGGACAACUCAAAAUGGCGCCAUCACUACCUGAACAGCCUGUACGAAUACAUGCAAAGCUGUAACAAAGAGGUAGCGUACCUGUCUGACGAACAGGCCAAGAUCCUCCAACAGGACUGGAGCGACCGCAUGGUGGAUCCUCCGGACGUCCGUCGUCGCUACGAGAACUUUAAAAACAACAGCCUGCUCUCUCAUGAGACCGAGGUGAACAAACUGCAGGAUGAUGGAGAACGUCUGAUUGAGAUGAAACACCCCGCACCAAACACCAUUCAGGGCCACAGAGACACGCUGAGGAACGAGUGGCAGAAAUUUCUGAACUUGUGCAUCUGCCAAGAAACACACCUGGACAAUGUGGAGGAAUACAAAAAGUACCAACUGGAUUCUGAGACCUUGUCCGAAUCGUUAACAGGCCUCAGUUCCACUUUGGACCCCAAAUCUCUGUCAAAAAAGACUAACACAGAGACUCAGCUACAGCUGGAGGCAGAGGAAAGGCCUCUUCAACGCUGUGAGCAACUCUUAGCGGAUCUGAGAAAGCGCAGUACCACCAUCGCUCCCCUAAAACUCCGUCGCACCACCCCGAGCCGACCCACCACCAUCGAGUCUUUGUGUGACUGGAGCACACCCAAGACCUCCAUAUCCAGAGGCGAGAAGUUCACCUUGAAAUCCAACAGCAACUACGCAAACUGGGAGGUGCAUACGAGUAACGGGUCCCUUGAAUCCUACCCUGGAGUGUGCUUCCUGAUUCCUCCACCCGACACUGAGGCCAUUGACAAAGUGGAUCUGCUGGGCAAAGAGCUGGAUGACCUGAAGAAAAGGCGUGCAGCAGUCAGGGCCUCACUGAAGACUCAGGCUCCUGAAGUCACACGAGCAGUGCAAUCAGUUCCUGUUUCGAAAUCUCUGGAGAACCCUAAAGCUACUCAAUAUAGUGAACGUCUGAAUCAGUUGGACAAAGACUUGGCUCUAGCAGAACAGGACAUGCAGAGCCGAAUGAGAGCUCCACUGGACAGCAGCAACCCUGCUGGAGAUCUAGCAAAUCGCCUGAAAGAACAAGAGAAAGCUGCAGCAGCUUUGCGGCAGCUGGCGCAACAAAAGGCAGCAGUACAGAAAGAUCUUGAGCCGCUCCUGUCCCAGGACUUCAAUGGCCCUGUGUCAUCCACUUUGCCUGAAAGAUUGAGCCAGAGCAAAAACAAACAAGACAGCCUGGCUGGCCUUAAUGACCUUUACACCAAGAAAGCCAAUGCAUCCCUUAACUUGGAGAACCAAAUAAGGAAGGUUGAUGGAAUUGUGUCCGGUUUUGAGAAGCAGCUGAGUAAACAUGGUACUCUUGUAGAUUUUCCCGAUGCCCUCCCGAACCGCAUUCACGACCUGCAAAAUAUGAAAAAAGAUGUGGCUGCUGCCCAACCAGAGAUGCAGAAGCUGAACAAGGACCUGGAGGCGACCGGAAAACUGUGCAGUUCCCUCCAGCAAGGAUAUCAGGAGUACUGCCCUGACAUCCGCAGGCAGGAGUCUCAAGUCAAAAGCCUGCAGAACCGCUAUGCUAACCUAAACAACCAGCUAGUCGAUAGGGAGAGUCUUUUACAAGGAGCUAGCACCAAGAAUAAUGACUUUCAGAACUCUGUCCAAUCCCUCAACACAUUCCUGGACAAUUUGCCCAACAACAAGGUCAGGCCUUCAGAUGGUUUAGCCGAAGUCAACGCAAAGCAGAUUUCUCAAGAGAGAGUAGUUGAGGACAUUAAAAGGAAAGGUUACGAAGUAGACAGGAUGGCCGAUCUCUCUCAGGAUCUGCAAGAUAUCCUCAAUGAAUAUGACAUUAACUCGGACAAGUACAGAGCCACUCUGAAAAACCCUGAUGCAGCAGAUUCUAGAAGGGUGUCCACCACUACUCUGACAGAGUCUGUGGCAAAACAGGAAAAAGCUCUAGUGAACCGCUACGCGAACACCGCAGCUGCAAAUGAUCAGCUUCUCAACCAGAUGGACUUAGCCAAGAGCCUUCUUGCACAGAAAGAGGAGAAAGUAGCCAUGGUACAGCAGCAGCAGCAACUGCAACAAAAGAAUAUAGUAGAGAGUGAUGGUCUACAGAGGAAACUUGAAGACGAGAUCAGCAGGCGCAGUCAGGUUGAAACUGAGCUUAGAGUGUUCAAAGACAGGAUGUUGUCGCUCAGGAGCAGAAAAGGUGUUGAACGUGUGGAAGAGAAGGAGAUCCUACAAUACUACCGUGACCCGAAGCUCGAGGCCGAUUUGAUUGACUUUCAGAAAAAAGUUCACGAAGAGGCCAUGCGACGUACUGGAACCCAAAGUGAGAUUGAGGUCCUCACCAGGAAGAUUUCUAACAUAGAAACAGAACUUAAGAGUGCUAAACCAAAACUGGUGACUAGAGAGGUGACCAAUUAUGAGAGGGACCCUCAGUUGGAUGUGGAGGCUAAGAGGAUACGAGAUGAGAUAAGCCAAUUGCUGAAUGAGGUCGAAGUUAUACAUAGUCAAGGAGGUCAACUGAAAACAGAGAUGAUUCUCUUGGAGCAAAAGAGGCCAACUAUCAAAGAAAAGGUGGUACAGAAAGAGGUUGUUCGAGUGGAGAAAAAUCCUGAGAUGCUAAAGGCUGUCAUGUCCUUUAAGAACGAGAUUGAAGAUGAGGGUGAAAGGGCCCGGUCACUAAACAAUCAAAUAGUCCAAACAAAGAGUCAAAUUUCCAAUCUUGAGAGACUCAUACCUACCUUGGAACCCAAGUAUGUGACUAAAGAAGUGAAGACGAUUGAAAAAGACCCUGCACUCAUUAGUGAGUCUAACAGGCUUCGAUCUACUAUAGAUGAAGAGAGACACCAGAACAAACUGCUUCUUAAUGAACUAACUGAUCUCCGUGCACGGUAUGUCCAAGUCGAACAGCUUAAACAAAAAAUAGAUGUCAAGGAGAUUGUGAACGAAAUCUUCAGGAUUUCCCCAGAGACUGAAGCGGAGAUAGUACGACUGAGGAGAGAACUCCAGGAGGCCGCCCGGUAUAGUUCUGAAUAUGAAAGGAAGAUUAAAUUGGUGAUAAUGGAUUUGGAAUCUCUCCGCUCCCAAAAACCAACAAUCGAGUAUAAGGAAGUUGUUCAGGAGGUGGUGAAAGAAGAACGUAGUCCAGAGAAUGUGAGAGAGAUUCAAAAGCUUUCGGACCAAGUCUUUUCCCUGCAAAGAAGCUAUACUUCCUUACAAGACGAGCUGAACCGUCUCAAGAGAGAGCGGGAUGAACUGAGGACAGAGAAGUCGAAGAUAGAAACCAAAGUGGUCACUAAAGAUUUAGUCAAGUAUAUUAAUGAUCCGCUCUUGGAGAAGGAAGCAGAACGUCUAAGGAAGGAGGUACGCGAUGAGGCGCAAACACGCAGAAGCAUCGAGGAGAUGGUCUUCGAUCUUCAGAACAAAUACAUUCAGCUGGAGAGACAAAGACCGGAGGAGAAGGUGGUUGUUAAGGAAGUUUUGAGAUUAGAGAAAGAUCCAAGGCAACUUAUAGAGCUUGAGAGGCUCGGAAGGACUCUGGAUGAGGAAGUAAACAAUCGUAGGAAAGCAGAUCAGGAAGUGCAACGACUAAAAGCUCUAAUAGAGGACAAGGAGAGGACUAUUAGGGAAAGUGAUGAGAGGCAAAAGAAGAUCAUUGUGGAGACUGAGUUGUCCCAAAUUAAGUACCGUAUCAGUGAGCUGGAGAAUGCGCCACCACCAGUUCAGGAGAAUAUUGUUACAGAGAAAGUUAUGAAAGUAGAAAAGGAUCCAAAGCUGGAAAAACUGACCAGUGGCCUGAGGACGGACUUCGACAAGGAGAGCAAUGAAGUGAUGCGGCUGCAGCGAGACAUUAGGAAUUUGAAAAUCCAGAUUGAAAUUCUACAAAAAGAGAAAUCUUUCGAGAGAACAGUCUACAAAGAGGUGGUCAGGGUAGAAAAAGACCCUGCAUUAGAGGCUCAGUUUUCUCGUUUGAGAGAGCAGGUGUUCCAGCAGAGAAAUGCCAGGUUGGAUGUGGAGGAUGAAAUCCGUCGCCUCAAGGAGAAACAGGAGCGACUGGAAAACAGAAGAACGACAACUUCUCAAGAGGAGACUAAUCUUGUAUAUCAAAAGGAUGCCCUUCUCAAAGAAAAACAGGAUCUCCAGCGUCAACUGAAAGCUCUGGAAAACGACCAGAAAGAAAUCAGCAUCUCAUUCCAGCAGCAGUCCAGGCUGAUGAGUGAACGAUCCCAGACGAACAGGCAGAAGAGCAUAAAGAUGGAGUCUGAUGUUCAGCGCUUGGAGAGAGAGAUUCUGGACGAGAAGGAUAGGAUUUACAAGCGAGAAAACGCCAUCACAGAGCUCAGAAACAGCUUGAAAAAAGAGGAAAGUGCUUCAGAAACGCGUACGCAGGAGAAAAACGUCUCCACAAGAAUUAGCAUUCUGGACCCCGAGACUGGUAAAGACAUGUCACCCUAUGAUGCCUACAUUCAAGGGCUAAUCGAUCGCACCCAGUACAUCAAUUUGCAGGAGUUGGAGUGUGACUGGGAGGAGAUCACGACAAUGGGGCGUGAGGGGGAGACGUCUGUGUUGCAAGAUCGCAAGAGCGGGAAGCAGUAUUCCAUCAAAAAUGCUCUGAGAGAUGGUAACCUGACUCAGUAUCAAUUACAGCAAUACAAAGAUGGAAAGAUGCCAAUCUCAGAGUUUGCCCUUCUCGUGGCUGGUGAAAAGAAGAAGUCAUCUCAAAUCAUUUCAGCUACCACCCAAAGAACUUCACAGGCUCCUCCAUCCUAUACCAAAACCACCACCAGUUCACCUGAAGAGCUUCCUAUUUGCGGGGUUUACGACAAAGAUUCCGAUUCAUGCAUUUCUGUGCGCUCAGCAGCGUCUCGACAGAUGAUUGAUCCCACUACAGCCCAAAGGUUGCUGGAGGCUCAAGCAGUCACUGGUGGAAUUGUGGAUAUUAACAGAAAAGAAAGAUUUUCAGUCCAUAAAGCAGCAGAACGAAGCCUAAUUGAAGCCACCCAGCUGCAGCGGCUGCUCAAUGCCCAGAAAGCCUUCACCGGGGUCGAAGAUCCAGUUACUAAAGAACGUCUUUCGAUUGGAGAGGCUGUUCAGAAAGGGUGGCUGCCUAAAGACACAGGCAUGCGUUACAUGGAGGUGCAGUACCUGACAGGUGGCCUCGUCAACCCCAACCAGACAGGCCGAGUAAAGAUCGCAGACGCAGUCAAAAACAAAAUGAUCGACAAUACGAUGAUGAGAGAGCUUCAGGAAGAGUCAAACUAUGUGAAGGACAUAGUGGAUCCGAUUACAAAGCAGAAAAUCAACUACAAGCAAGCAUUGGCACUCUGCAAGAAAGACCCAUACACAGGCCUCCCAAUGCUUCCUGCAACAUCCAGAGAUGCUGCCUACAUCCCAUCAUACAAGAGCCACAUGUCCACCAACUACUCUUAAGACAUGUUUACAGCCAAAAAUGAAGAGCAUAGUCGUUUUUGAAGAUUCCUUCAAAUGAACUGUAAUUUACUCUGUGCAAACCAUUCAUGUUUAUAGUAAUAUUGUUCACAUUACUCUCAGGGAAAACCCUGCCAAAUCAGCCUACAUUUGACAUACAUUAGAAUUAUUGCACACACAACAGUAUCCUAUUGUUAAUCCUAAUUAUCACAGCCAAUAGGGAUUACUCAGCAUUUUACUUAUUCUGCUAUCUGGCAUGCACUGGCUUUUUUUUUACAUUAAUAAUUAUACUAUUUUUAAUCAAAUGCUUUCAUUUAAGGGCUUUUUAUUUUUAAACUGCUGCCGUGGAGAUGUGUUUACUUUUUAUUUUAUAAUGUGGAAAAAAAAACUAUAUAUAUAUAUAUAUAUAUAUAUAUAUAUAUAUAUAUAUAUAUAUAUAUAUAUAUUAUAUAUACACACACAUUAUUUUGUUUGUUCAUUUGAAGAGCUUAAUGGUUAUAAGAAAUACCUUUCAAUGUUUAUUUUACUUGGGAUGUUGGGCUAGGAAUUUUUUUUCCCUAUUUGCUUAAAACUAUUAAGAAUUAUUUAAAUCUUGUUUUGAUGAUAUUCACCCAUCAUGGCGAUGUUGAAAAAAAAUUGUUCAUUUAAAUGGUAAAUAAAAAAAAAUUAAAAAGUAAAA
Silurus meridionalis is the source of this 6910-nucleotide messenger RNA. It is a transcript of the gene evpla, whose product is annotated as envoplakin a. Lineage: Eukaryota; Metazoa; Chordata; Actinopteri; Siluriformes; Siluridae. The record is from RefSeq and is a predicted model, not a curated record. Bases 226 to 6234 code for a protein of 2002 amino acids. The transcript has 22 exons. Gene Ontology annotation, molecular function: structural molecule activity; cadherin binding. Gene Ontology annotation, cellular component: cytoskeleton; membrane; cytoplasm. Gene Ontology annotation, biological process: intermediate filament cytoskeleton organization; wound healing.